AUGAUGAUACUUCUGCAUGUUUUGACUUUCCUUUCCUUUACGUCCUGCAGUAAAAGACAAGAGACUCCAUACACAGACCGCCUGCAGCAGUAUAUCAGUACACGAGGACUUGGAGUGAAGUAUUACAUUGAUCCUUCCACGUAUGAAGAUCCCAACGAAGCUAUUCGAGAGUUUGCCAAGGAGAUUGAUGUGUCCUUCAUCAAAAUUGAGGAAGUCAUUGGAUCAGGAGAAUUUGGAGAGGUGUGCUUUGGGCGCCUAAAACACCCAGGGAAACGUGAAUACACAGUAGCUAUUAAAACCCUGAAGUCAGGUUACACUGAUGAACAGCGUCGAGAGUUCCUGAGUGAGGCCAGCAUCAUGGGGCAAUUUGAGCAUCCCAAUGUCAUCCACCUGGAGGGUGUGGUCACCAAAAGCCGACCAGUCAUGAUUGUCACAGAGUUCAUGGAGAAUGGAUCACUGGAUUCCUUCCUCAGGCAGAAGGAGGGACAGUUCAGUGUGUUACAGCUGGUGGGAAUGCUACGAGGGAUUGCAGCAGGCAUGCGCUACCUUUCAGACAUGAACUAUGUGCAUCGUGAUCUCGCAGCACGUAACAUCUUAGUCAACAGUAACCUUGUAUGCAAGGUGUCAGACUUUGGUUUGUCCCGCUUUCUUGAAGAUGAUGCUUCAAAUCCCACUUAUACUGGAGCUCUGGGUUGCAAAAUCCCCAUCCGUUGGACUGCCCCUGAAGCUGUCCAGUAUCGCAAGUUCACUUCUUCCAGUGAUGUCUGGAGCUAUGGCAUUGUCAUGUGGGAGGUGAUGUCCUAUGGUGAGAGACCUUACUGGGACAUGUCCAACCAGGAUGUAAUUAAUGCCAUUGACCAGGACUAUCGCCUGCCACCACCCCCAGACUGCCCAACAGUUUUGCAUCUGCUGAUGCUUGACUGCUGGCAAAAGGAACGAGUCCAGAGACCAAAAUUUGAACAAAUAGUCAGUGCCCUAGAUAAAAUGAUCCGCAAGCCAUCUGCUCUCAAAGCCACUGGCACUGGGAGCAGCAGACCAUCUCAACCUCUGCUGAGCAACUCCCCUCCAGAUUUUCCUUCACUCAGCAAUGCCCAUGAGUGGUUGGAUGCCAUCAAGAUGGGUCGUUACAAGGAGAAUUUUGACCAGGCUGGUCUGAAUACAUUUGAUGUCGUAUCACGCAUGACUCUGGAAGAUCUCCAGCGUAUUGGAAUCACCCUGGUUGGUCACCAGAAAAAGAUUCUAAACAGCAUCCAGCUCAUGAAAGUUCAUUUGAAUCAGCUUGAACCAGUUGAAGUGUGAUGCUUUAACUCUCUUUAUUUCACCAGACUCAAAUUCUGAGAGAAUUCAGAGGGAUUGUCACUGUAAGAAAAGGAAAUGGCAAGAUGCUCCUUGAAGACUUACUGCACCUUGAGAGUAGACAUUACAUGUCCCAUUCCAUCAGCAAAAAGAGAAUCUUGCCAUGAUUUAAAAGCAGAGCUAAAUAGCUGGUGGUGUUUAAAUAUGGCUGGCAUCAUACACUAGGAGUAGGUCAGGGGAGGGAAAGUUAUAGUAAUGCAGGGGGGAGCUGGUAUAAUAGUUUGGACAGAUCACAUGUACCUGCUAGCUCUUCUCAUUACCUAAAAAUAUCAGACAAUUCUCCAACGCCAUCAGCAGGCUUUAUCUGUGACUGGGAACUCAACAAAGUGGUAAAGACAUAAAAGCCACAAAGAAAUCAGAAUUUUUCCAGAGGAAUAUCAGCACAUUGUGAGAGAUUAUCACUCAGUUGGAAAUGGACAUCGCUUCCAUCUGCAGUAUGCCAGAUUUGUGAGAAACUGGCGUUCUACUUAAUACACAAUAUGUGGUAAACAAUGAGGUACAUCACCUGGUAAUUUUUCACAGAGGUUAAGAGUAAAGGGGUUGAAAUUCUGUGCUAUAACAUAUGCAGUUCUUGGGUCUGUUCCAUGAUCCAGAAGGGAAACUUACUAAUCCAUUGUUCUGAGGCAAGGAAUAGCAAGACUUAGAUGCAUAGCAUCUAUCUAUGGGAGUUUAAACAGAAUAAAAUGAAUAAUGGUUCAUAAAAUCCAUCCUGCUGAAUUUUCAAUUGGAGAGCCCAUUCUUAAAAAGAAAGGUGCAAGUUGCACUCAAUUCUGGUUUCAUUCUUUUCUAACUCUCUUCCAGUCCUUCCCCUCUACCCAGGCAGAUAUGGAAGAGAGUAACAGAAAUAAAUCUGAAGUCCUUUGCAACUGAAAAAUGUUUUCUCCUUUUCUCAUCCUGACAAGUCAUAGCAGUCCACAGUAAUACUGAUUGAAAACUGUUUCUGAGGAAAAUGCAGAUCUGCAGUAGUCAAUUCCAAAUAGACAAUUGGAUCAAGGGAUAUGAAACUCCUUCACAAAUUCUUCUCAGAGAACGGUACCAGUCCCAGCAGUAACUUCAGUCUCUAAGAAUAACUAUGUUCUCAGGAUCAACCGGUCAGUAGUGCAAAAGAAUGACCAGAGGAGUCAGAUUCUCUCUCCCUUUAAAUAGACUGCCUAAGAGAAGAUCUCUUUGUGGAGGGGAAGAGCUUCAAGAUGUAGGAGGUAUCCUAGUGUCUGUCACUGUGCAGAAGCAGGAAAACAAGAAGCUCAGCUUGAAAGUAAAAUUCAACCAGUACACUUGUUCACCUCAUCAAAACAUAAGAAAGGAAAUGGAAAUAGCCUUGCUAACAAGACUACAAUUAAGACGUUGCAUAAAAAGAUAUCUUCUUCAUGCCUAGAGUGAAUCACCCUACCUGUUCUGAUCUGUGAAUGAUUUGGUUCACCAUGAACUAGUCAUCAACUCACUGUAUUUUUCCAGCUGUCAGGGUGUGAAUAGCACAACUUCCACAGAACUAAUUCCUGUAUAAUUUUAAGUUUCCCCCAGCAAUUAAAAGACAUAAAUUACUUUUUACAGUUAAGAAUCUUAUAAUACAAUAGGAGGUGCACCAAAAUACUUGCGCUCUAAUAGCCAACACAGUUCAGAUUAUUACAACAUAAAAGCAACAUAUGCUAACAUUUUCAGUUGGAAGAGUAAGAACAGAAGUACAUUUUUUCAAGAAAUAAAAAGUCAAUCCAAAAACAAUCCAAAGGAACAAGAACAAAACAUUCAUAACAGUACAAAGAGAAUGAGAAGAUUUUUUAAAAAUGAAUGAAACUAGAAGUGGUCCACCUGUAAAAAGCAAGAGUCUGUAGCUUUUUAAAGAGUUUCUAGGAUCUUGUAAUGCUCAGAAAUCCAAACUUUUGCAUAUGCUGACUAUCAGUUAAACCCACAGCACAUGAGACUAAGCAAGAGUUGCCCUCUUCAGAAAGGAUAGUGAGCAGAAGGUGUUGAGGGGAAUCUAGGUUUUCUAGCACCUUCCACAGAGGGCACAAACACAUGUACAUGAAUUCAUAUAUGAGUAUGUUUUAACAGUUCUGCAGGCCAUUUGGAGAAACAGCAAGCUAUGUUUUUCAUACACAGCGGUCCCUUUUAGUGGUCAAGAUUAGUAGAGAAAUUAAUGAUCUAGUUCAAAUUCUUGUGUCUUUUUAGUCCAGUGGGAACUUAAUCCUACAUGUUUUUUCGGCACUUAAUUUUUCUGCAGUAGGAAACAAGAUAGGAGCCUUGUCUUACUCUCAGACUAAUGACAGUGAGGUUUAAUAGCCUUCUAUGGGGAUCUGCAAUGAAUUUAUCUGUUUGGUGAGAGUGCAGGCAAUAGUACAUUUACUAUUGCAUACCAACUCUAUGAUAAAGUUGUUUUCACAUACAAAGGAUAAUGAUUUAUUUGCUUAUUGUAGCUUAACCUGGCAGGCAGCUAAACACCACAAAGCUGUUUGCUCACUCUCUCACCUACCCCCCUAUAUGGAAUGAGGGAGAGAAUUUGUAAUAAAAUAGAACUCAUAGGUUGAGAUAAAAAAGUAUUUACUAAGGCAGAAUAGGAAAAUGGAAACAGAAGAGCAAUUAUAGCAAUAUAUAAUUGCCACAAGGCAAUUACUCAGCAAUAAAUACAACAUCCCACCAGCAAUGCAAGGUCUCCUUCACACUGAUCAGUGCUCCCACAAUCUCUGAGCAGCAGCUGUUCUCUGGCCAACUCCACAUAGCGUUAUGUCUUUCCACAUGGUGCCACUAGGUAAGGCACCUGUCCUGGCUCUGUCCCAUCCCCUGUACCAUCAUGGCAUCUGCUGUUCUCCACACUCCAUUGCUCAUGAACAACCAAACAUCCAUGUGCAAUUGGCACUGUUUCAUCUGAAAUCAGGACAUUGCUAUAGCAAGAUAGGUAAGUAGUGAUAAGACAUGAUAAAUUUUCUCCCUGUUCUCGAGCUUGGUUGAAAUAUUCCUAUAACUGGCCCAAGGGGUCAACAUUCAAGAUGUCCUAUUGCAGCUAGAGUUGUGCAGAGAGAGGCUUGAGUUUGCAGAGGGAGUGCAAAAGGGCAACUGUCUUGUGUAAGAAGCCCCUUUAUAUAUUCUCAGGACAUCCCUAUUUUUCCUCGUAACUUGGGGUGGAAAGACUGUUGUGUUUAAUAUAUCUUGUGUGAUUUGUCAUCAUGUCACUCCUCAAUUCCGCGAAUAUGAAGGAAAGGUAAUCCUGUCUAGUGAAUAAACAAAAGAUAAGAGGAAGAAAAAAAGCACUAGACAUAAUAUCCUGAUCUCACUUUACUCAACCUAUGUGAAAAUAGAAAUCUCACUUUCUGUUCCAACAGACAUCUGUGGGGAUCUUCUGCAAUAUAUGAGCACCCUCAACAAGUAGGAAUGAAAAUCAGAAGGGAAAGCAGUGAGAUCCACCUAGACAUCUGCUAUCUGUAAUUACUGGAGAAAAAGAGAAAAAUACAGUGAAGUCUUUCAGAACCAUAUUAUCUGCUGGAGAAUCAGCUGGGAGAUUAACUAGUUAUUAUAUGGAGUAAAUGUGGAUAAUACCUGUAAUGUGUAUAAUAGGCAUUACAGGAUGCAGAAGCAGAAGAGAUAGAGAAGAAUAUCCAUGGCUACCAUGAGACCAGCAUAGCAAAUAUAAAAGUCACAUUUUUCUAA
Meleagris gallopavo (turkey) is the source of this 4995-nucleotide messenger RNA. Lineage: Eukaryota; Metazoa; Chordata; Aves; Galliformes; Phasianidae. The record is from RefSeq and is a predicted model, not a curated record.